AUGGCACUUCAGACGUUCAACUUUCCUGGUUUUGGGUCUGUGUUGACUGCAGUUUCAAUAUCACUGUUGGUUAACGUACGUUACUUGCAGGUAAUAUCAUAUGUCCUAGGACGGGCCAUCUACAAUGUCUACCUCCAUCCGCUCAGCAGAUACCCUGGUCCACGGCUCGCGGCUAUAUCCAGCUUGUAUUACAUCUACUGGACAAACAACGGGCAGCUACAUAUUAAACUCAAGAACCUGCAUGAUCAAUAUGGCGACGUCGUCCGAAUCGAGCCCUCCUCACUCGUAUACAGGAGCGCACAGCCAUGGAAAGAUAUCUACGGGCACCGAAAAUCUUUUGUCAAAGAUGACAAGUUCUUCAUCCCGAGUCCUAACGGUCCGAACAUCCAAACAACACUCGACGAUGUAGGGCAUGCGAGGCAGAGGCGUCUGUUAUCGCACGCAUUUUCCAAAAGAGCGUUGCGAGAGCAAAAAUCGAUUAUCCAGUUGUACAUUGACAUGUUUAUGGAAAGGCUUCAUCAGGAAGUCGCAUCACACCGCGAGACGGUCGACAUACCCAGGUGGAUUACUUACACGAACUUUGAUACCAUUGGUGACUUGGCAUUCGGGGAGUCGUUCGAUUGCCUCCGUAAUAACGACUAUCAUCCGUGGUUAACAAUUCUUUUUGACAGUAUCCGAGUCGCAACGUUCAUGAGAACUGUUUUGAUUUAUCCACUGUGCGCAUUCCUGAUAACCUGGAUUAUCCCUAAAAGUAUGAACGAAAAAAGUGAUCAGCACUACCAAAUGAGCAAGGACAAAGUCAACCGCCGUCUUGCGACCAAGACCAACAGACUGGAUUUUACCUCGUGCAUUUUAAGAUAUAACGAGAAAGAGAUGACAUGCCAGGAAAUCGAAUCGAACGCAGCUUUACUCAUCAUCGCUGGGAGCGAAACGACAAGCACUGCGCUCUCGGGAUGUAUCUAUUAUCUCCUAACACACCCCGACGUAUAUCAUCGGCUAGUAAAUGAAAUCAGAGAGGCCUUUUGCACACAAGCCGACAUCACUAUCUUGUCUUCUGCAAAGGUCUCGUUACUAUACUGUGUCCUGGAGGAGACACUCCGUUUGUAUUCACCAGUCCCGGGUAAAAUUCCCCGACGAGUUCACAAGGGUGAUGCCAUUAUCGACGGCAAUUUUGUCCCGGAAGGGAUAUCUGUAUCAGUAGCUUAUUACUCUGCCCUCCGAGCAAGCUCCAACUUCGCGGAAGCUGAAUCCUUCAUCCCGGAACGUUGGCUGGAUAAUAAAGAUCCCAGACUCGCGUUCUAUAACCGAGAUGCAUUCCAACUAUUUUCCUAUGGACCUCGGAACUGUAUUGGGAAGAACAUGGUUUACGCCGAAACGCGCGUUUUUCUGGCGAAAGUUUUGUGGAACUUCGACAUGGAAUUCAGGGACGAGUGUCGUGACUGGUCGAACCAACAUUCAUAUACUUUUUGGCAGAAGACGCCGUUGAUGGUGACAUUGAGGCCGGUGAUGCGCUAAGAACGGACUGGACAUGGGUUUGUAUAGGAUGAUCACAGAAAAGAAAGAAAUGCAUAAAAGGGUAACAAGAAUGCCAUACAAACGGAGAAAAAACAGCAAGAAUAGCAAAAGGGAAAGAAAAAAAAAAUGGCCCCAAUCGCGACUCGAACGCGAGACCUCUUCGAGGUCAGAUUUGUUAACCCGAACGAAGAAUCAUACCACUAGACCAUCGGGGCUAAUUCGAUUACGAAAUCUGAUGUGGGGAUCGGGUUUGUGGU
Aspergillus ruber CBS 135680 is the source of this 1772-nucleotide messenger RNA. RefSeq names its product cytochrome P450. NCBI's taxonomy places the organism in Eukaryota, Fungi, Ascomycota, Eurotiomycetes, Eurotiales, Aspergillaceae. The record is from RefSeq and is a predicted model, not a curated record. Gene Ontology annotation, molecular function: oxidoreductase activity, acting on paired donors, with incorporation or reduction of molecular oxygen; heme binding; iron ion binding. The coding region runs from base 1 to 1515 and encodes 504 amino acids. The transcript is spliced from 4 exons.